Molecule: messenger RNA, 9400 nt
Organism: Paralichthys olivaceus (Japanese flounder)
Lineage: Eukaryota; Metazoa; Chordata; Actinopteri; Pleuronectiformes; Paralichthyidae
Source: RefSeq, a predicted model, not a curated record
UGCCUGCCAGCCAGUCUCCCACUCGGGUUGUGACUGACGCACCGCUGUGUUCCACACUUGCUGCUGAAGCUGAGGCUCUUUCCCCGGCGGAUCCUCUCCAUGUAUGGACGCGCUCAGAGGAGGGAUGCUGUAGACGCUCCAGCUCAGACGCCCAAAGACAGAAACACGGGCUGCUGAGGAGAUCAGGAUCCUGGCGCUGGUUUGAAUGGGCGGAGGAUUCGCCCUCUGAGCUCGAGUCUAGUUGUUGAGGUGCCAGGCGUGUGUCUGUGUAGCCACACGAAUCUCCAGCUGUACCGCUCUCUCGCGCACCCACCUGCAUCAUGGCGGGGGCGUCGGUGAAGGUGGCGGUGAGGGUUCGACCCUUCAACUCCAGAGAGAUCGGGAAGGAGAGUAAAUGCAUCAUUCAGAUGACAGGGAACACCACAACGAUCCUGAACCCCAAACAGCCGAAAGAAAACAAGAGCUUUAACUUUGACUUCUCUUACUGGUCACACACUACGCCUGAGGACAUCAACUAUGCGUCUCAGAUGCAGGUGUACAAGGACAUCGGAGAGGAGAUGCUGCUUCAUGCCUUCGAAGGCUACAACGUCUGCAUAUUUGCAUAUGGCCAGACAGGAGCUGGCAAAAGCUACACCAUGAUGGGACGACCAACAGAGAAAGACCAACAAGGGAUCAUACCUCUGCUGUGCGAGGACCUGUUCACCAAGAUCAAUGACAGCAAUAAUGACAACAGCAUGUCUUACUCUGUAGAGGUGAGUUACAUGGAGAUUUACUGUGAGCGUGUACGCGACCUGCUGAACCCCAAAAACAAAGGAAACCUGCGUGUCAGAGAGCACCCGCUGAUGGGACCUUACGUGGAAGAUUUAUCCAAACUGGCCGUCACCUCCUACAAUGACAUCCAGGACCUGAUGGACUCUGGAAACAAAGCCAGGACUGUGGCUGCUACCAACAUGAAUGAGACCAGCAGUCGCUCCCACGCUGUCUUCAACAUCAUCUUCACACAGAAGAAACACGACAUGGAGACAGAAAACCCUUUAGAAAAGGUCAGCAAGAUCAGUCUGGUGGACUUGGCUGGCAGCGAGAGAGCUGACUCAACCGGAGCUAAAGGAACCAGACUGAAGGAAGGAGCAAACAUCAACAAGUCUUUAACCACACUGGGGAAAGUUAUUUCUGCUCUGGCUGAACUGGCCUCGGCACCAAACAAGAACAAGAAAAAGAAGAAGGUGGAAAGUUUUAUUCCCUACAGAGAUUCAGUUCUGACAUGGCUACUGAGGGAGAACUUAGGAGGUAACUCUCGUACUGCUAUGGUGGCUGCCCUGAGCCCUGCUGACAUUAACUAUGAUGAAACCCUCAGUACCCUCCGGUAUGCUGACCGUGCCAAACAGAUCCGCUGCAAUGCCGUGAUCAACGAGGACCCCAGCAACCGUCUGGUGCGUGAGCUGAAGGAGGAGGUGGCUCGCCUCAAGGACCUGCUGUAUGCACAGGGCCUGGGAGACAUCAUAGAGACGUAUCGCUGUCCCGGCCCUGUCAUCGAUGGUUUGAAAUACCUGUGCGAUUACAAGAACUUUGUGAAUAAUCGCCAGGCUGUCAAUCAAAGGGGUGAUCUCUCCACAGUGAACCACGCCAUGACAGGAAUGAGCCCGUCUCCCUCGCUCUCAGCGCUGUCCAGUCGCGCCGGUUCCAUCAGCAAUCUUCACGACCGCAUCUUCAGUCCGGCCAGCGAAGAGACCAUUGAGAGGCUCAAGGAAACAGAGAAAAUUAUUGCUGAGCUCAACGAGACGUGGGAGGAGAAGCUGCGUCGCACUGAGGCCAUCCGCAUGGAGAGAGAGGCCCUGCUGGCUGAGAUGGGUGUUGCCAUGAGAGAAGACGGAGGCACUGUGGGUGUCUUCUCCCCAAAAAAGACCCCUCAUCUGGUGAACCUGAACGAGGACCCGCUGAUGUCCGAGUGUCUGCUCUAUUACAUCAAAGACGGCAUCACCAAGGUUGGUCGAGAAAAUGCCAAAGCUCGUCAAGACAUCGUUCUCAGUGGCCAUUUCAUCAGAGACGAACACUGCACCUUCAGCAGCACCACAAGCCCUCAGGGUGAAGGAUGUGUUAUCCUUGAGCCAUGUGAGGGGACGGAGACGUAUGUCAAUGGGAAGAGAGUGUCCUCCCCCAUCGUUCUGCGAUCUGGAAAUCGCAUUAUCAUGGGGAAGAGCCAUGUGUUUCGCUUCAACGACCCGGAGCAGGCUCGUCUGGAGCGAGAGAGGACGCCGUGUGCUGAGACGCCAGUGGAGCCCGUCGACUGGGCCUUCGCUCAGAGAGAGCUGCUGGAGAAACAAGGCAUCGACAUGAAGCAAGAGAUGGAGCAGAGGCUUCAGGAACUUGAGGACCAGUAUCGUAAAGAAAGGGAGGAGGCCAGUAACCUACUGGAACAGCAAAGACUGGACUAUGAGAGUAAACUGGAGGCUCUUCAGAAACAGGUGGAUUCUCGGUGCCUGGAGUCACCUGAGGAAGAGGAGGAGCCUGAAGAGGAAGGUGAUACCGUCACUUUCAAUUCUGACAUCCAACACAAGUCAGGCUUUUGUUUGGUCACAUCUGAUUCUUAUAUCAACUCCCUUGCCUCCCCAGUGCCGUGGACGAAGCGUGAGACGGAGCUGGCUCUGUGGGCGUUCAGAAAGUGGCGUUUCUACCAGUUCACCUCUCUCAGGGAUCUGCUGUGGGGCAAUGCCAUCUUCCUCAAGGAGGCCAAUGCGAUCAGUGUGGAACUGAAGAAGAAGGUGCAGUUCCAGUUUGUCCUGUUGACGGACACUCUCUACUCUCCGCUACCGCCUGACCUGCUGCCCCCCUGUGUGGCCAAGGAAAGAGAAAGACGACCUUUCCCCCAGACCAUCGUAGCCGUGGAAGUCCAGGAUCAGAAGAACGGAGCCACGCAUUACUGGACUCUGGAGAAACUCAGGCAGAGACUGGACCUAAUGAGAGAAAUGUACGACCGUGCUGCAGAGCUCCCCAGCAGUGCUGUGGAGGACUGCGACCACACCCUGACCGGAGGCGAUCCGUUCUACGACCGCUUCCCCUGGUUCCGUCUUGUCGGCAGGGCUUUUGUGUACCUGAGUAACCUGCUGUACCCGGUGCCCCUGGUACACCGCGUGGCCAUCGUCAGCGAGAAAGGAGAAGUGAAAGGCUUCCUCCGAGUGGCUGUGCAGGCAAUAUCAGCCGAUGAGGAGGCCCCUGAUUACGGCUCUGGUGUGAGGCAGUCAGGCACUGCCAAGAUCUCCUUCGAAGAUAAACAUUUUGAGAAGUUCCAGACUGAGUCGUGUCCUGGUACUCUGUCGCACUCCAACACCUCCCAAGAGGAGCUGAGAAUCGUGGAGGGAGAAGGACAAAGCGCUGAGAUUGGAUUCUCUGCAGAUGAAGUCAACAACAACACAUGUGCAGCCAUUGUGGAGCCUCCCAGCAGCCCAGCGAAGAGUUUAAGUCUAGAUCUCCCCCUAGACCUCUCCCCAGAGAUUGCUCUGUCCCACUUGAAGAUCGGCAGCACCUUCACCUUCAGAGUCACCGUCUUACAGGCCUCCAGCAUCUCAGCCGAGUAUGCUGACAUCUUCUGCCAGUUCAAUUUCAUCCACCGUCAUGAUGAAGCUUUCUCCACUGAACCGUUGAAGAACACCGGCAGAGGACCUCCGCUGGGCUUCUACCAUGUCCAAAAUAUCACAGUGGAGGUGACUAAGUCCUUUGUGGAGUAUAUUAAGACUCAGCCCAUCGUCUUCGAGGUGUUUGGUCACUACCAGAAACAACCCUUCCCUCCGCUCUGCAAAGACUUGAUCAGUCCGCUCAGACCCUCCAGGAGGCAGUUCCCCAGGGUGAUGCCCUUAUCCAAACCAGUUCCGGCCACCAAGCUCAGCACUUUGACUCGCUCCACUGCGGGACCGUGUCACGCCAAAUACGACCUCAUGGCCUUCUUUGAGAUCUGUGAGCUGGAGGCCAACGGAGACUACAUACCCGCAGUUGUUGACCACAGAGCUGGGAUGCCCUGUCACGGCACGUUCCUCUUACAUCAGGGCAUUCAGAGGAGGAUCACAGUCACCAUUGCUCACGAAACAGGAAAUGAUGUCGAGUGGAAAGAGGUGAAAGAGCUGGUCAUUGGUCGCAUUCGGAACACACCAGAGGCUGAUGAGACCAUCAUCGACCCCAACAUCCUGUCUCUCAACAUCCUGUCGUCCGGAUACUUCUGGCCCAAACAUGACGACAACGUCUCCUUGGGAGUUGAUCAUAGGACGUUUUACCGAUUUGAGGCAGCAUGGGACAGUUCCAUGCACAACUCUCUGCUCCUGAACAGAGUCACUCCGUAUGGAGAGAAGAUCUACAUCACCCUGUCUGCUUAUCUGGAGAUGGAGAACUGCACUCAGCCGACAGUGAUCACCAAAGACUUCUGCAUGGUGUUUUACUCCCGCGACGCAAAGCUGCCAGCCUCUCGCUCCAUCAGGAACCUCUUCAGCACCGGCUGCCUUCGGCCUUCAGAGAGUAACCGUGUCACAGGAGUCUAUGAAGUCACUCUGUGCCAUGUGGCUGACAAUGGAAGUCCAGGCAUGCAGCGUCGUCGCAGGCGUGUGCUGGACACCUCGGUGGCGUACGUGCGAGGAGAGGAGAACCUGGCUGGAUGGAGGCCUCGGAGCGACAGCCUCAUCCUCGAUCACCAGUGGGAGCUGGAGAAACUCAGCUUACUGCAGGAGGUGGAGAAGACCAGGCACUAUCUGCUGCUGAGGGAGAAGCUGGAGGCCACUCUGCAGGCGGGACAGGAUGCGCUGUACAAGAGCAGUGACAUCAGCGACUUCGCAAAGAGUCCUGUCCUCAGCCACAGUCCCAGCAGCAGCCCCGCCCUCGAUAGCCCCAACCAGAGGCAGAGGGAGCUGGCUGCCAAGUGUUUGCGUCUGCUGAUGCACACCUUCAACAGGGAGUACAGCCAGGUGAGCAGCAGUGCCAGUGAGAGCAAGCUCUCUGAGAUGUCUGCAUCACUAAUGAGGGAGUCGUCAUCUGGACUGAGCACGCUCACUCCAUCCUCUACCUGCCCGUCACUGGUCGAGGGACACUAUGACAUUAGACAUACUGAACCAGGUUCAGGAGCAUCCACUCCAGAUCUGGACCCGUACAGCCCAGUGGACAGAAAGAAAGCUCUCAGAGGAUACAGCUUUGUGCCUGACAUACAGGAGAUUCGCGUCAGCCCCAUCGUGUCAAAGAAGGGCUACCUGCACUUCCUGGAGCCCCACACCAGUGGCUGGGUGAAGCGCUACGUGGUGGUGCGCCGGCCCUACGUCUACCUGUACCGCAGCGAGAGGGACAGUGUUGAGAGAGCUGUCAUCAACCUGUCGUCUGCAAAGGUGGAAUACAGCGAAGACAAACAAACCUUACUGCGGACUCCCAACACGUUUGCUGUGUGCACCGAGCAUCGUGGGAUACUGCUGCAGGCCACCAAUGACAAAGAGAUGCAUGACUGGCUGUAUGCUUUCAACCCUCUGUUAGCUGGCACCAUCAGGUCAAAGCUCUCCCGGAGAAAGUCGGUCCAGUCGGUCCCAUCUGCACAGAGGAUGUGAGAGGUGAACCAGCCUGGUGGAAACCUACACAAAAAAAAGAAUACAAUCUAUAAGCUCCGCUCUACAUCCUGCUCCAAUGAACAUUGACCAUAUAAACAAACUUAUACAUAAAACCAAUUACAUUGCUCUCUAUGUGACAUCACUGUCGCUCAUCUCAAACCCCAGCGAAACACCUCUUCCCUCUUUUUGCAGUCGACACCUCAGACCCUGCAUGGUGUGCUCCCUCCUGACCGUUAGAAAUAUACAUAACAAACACUAAUCACCCAAACGUGUCAGUUAUCUUACCCCUGCUGGGCUUUUGGACAAGUUCUGAUUAGUUUUCAUAUACAUUUAGAAAUCAGUCUCCUGCGAGGCCACCCAGUCCCUGUUGAAAGUUACUAUGUGCUCUGAACAUAAGUCCCAGUUGUAAAAACCAGCCAUUCAUGUAUUUCUACUUAACGACAUUAGGUGAGGGGGGGUAAAUAAUAAUAAUAGAAAAAAACACCAAACUGGAUGUUACUCUGUGUAGAUGUGUGUCAAGUGCAGGGAACAUCAGCUCCACAUCCAUCAUUCAAAUACUGCACAUUACCUCAGCUUGGUGCUCUAUGAUGUAGAGUAUUUGUUUCAAAAAACAGAUGAGUCAUUUAAACACUGAAGUAGCAUGAGGAGGGAUUUGUUAGGACAAAGGGGUAAGCUGUAUCUGUUGUUUUUUUUCUUUUUAAACUAGUUCAACUGAGCUUGUUGGCCAGAUUGAGGCAGAAAAUAACCCAGGAGAGAUAACUCAUGUCCUCGCCUUGUUCUUGAUAUUUUCUUCUCAUUUAACAUAACCCCCUUGUUCAUAUAUUUAUAUAUAUAUAUAUAGCUACAGCAGAAUAUUAUUUAUUGUUGCUAUCAUAGGUUCUCUGCACUGUUAUUUAUUUGUGACAGGAUCACUGACCAGUUUUGUUUCAUGGCACUUUAUUAUCGUUAUAAUGUCUUGUAUCAUUCACUCACUUGUUUUAACCAAAGUAUUUUUUUUCUUUUUCUACUUGUUCCAAAUGUUGUUGACUUUGCAGUUGUGUCAGCAAAAACUGUUUAUGAGAAUAACUUCGAAAUUUUGAGAAAUAUUUUUAUUUGCUUUCUUGCUGAGAAAGAUAAGAAGAUCGAUGCUACUCUGUGGUCUGCAUGCUUAAAAUGAGGCUAGCCACCAGCAGUCAGUUAGCCUAGCUUAGCUUAGCCAAGACUGGAAGUAAUAUGUAACAUCUGCCUGCCAAUAGGCUACUUCUAAAACAAUAAUUCACAUGUUCUCAAGUUAGUUUGAUACAUAAACUGAUCUGUAAACUUGACAAAUUGAGUUGAGUUGAAAUUUUGAGAAAUAUUCGCAUUUGCUAUUUUGCUGGAAAUCUAAUAAGAUCGAUGCAACUCUGUGGUCUGAAAGCUAAAAAUGUAACUAGCCCAAGCAGUCUGUUAGUUCAGUUUAUCUCAUCUUGACUUAUUUUAUCUUAGCAAAGACUGGAAGCAAUAUAUAACAAUAUCUAUCUGCUGGUACUUCUGAACUCGCCGAUUCACUGUUUCUUGUCAGUUUCACACAUAAACAGAUUUAUUUCCUGGAUUAUUUCUUAGCCGUGUGCAAAAGAAGGGACAACGUACCAAGUGUCCUUCCCUCAUGGAACACUGGUUAUGCACGUAACCUCUAGAUUUUCUUAUUUAGCCUCUCGCAAUAAAGCAAAUGAGCGUAUUCUUCUGAAAGCUGAACUUUUUUCUUUAAACUAAUCAGUUAUAUCCAAAUUGAACAACUGUAUUGUAUGUGUGUGGUUACAUUUUUAUCUCAUGAGCACUUAUUCAGUCCGCUAUGGGCCGGCAGAGUUGUUACGUUAAAUACGUUUACUAUUUACGUCUACUCUAGUAGCUAAAUGGAAAGUUUGAAAUGAUCCUGGACCUGUAAUCUGUUGAGGACAGUUGCUUUGAGUGGGCAAGAGCUUUGCCCAUCCACCAGAUAGUGCCUCCCUUUCUUCACCUCUUUUUAUUCUCUCCCUUCCUCAUCACUGUCUUUGACAUCAACACUGAAGUUAGUUACAUGUGGCUGGGAGUGAGCUUUAAGGUUGAGUUAUAGUAGAUGCUAUGGAUCUUUUUUUACAUCGGUGUCAAUGUUUUGGAGAGUGAAUAUUAUCAAUGAUGCUUUAUAGUUUGUUGGUACAGUGACAGUACAGCAUAUGUCUCAUUAUCAUUGACUAUAAAUGUUGCAUUUAAAAGGAAAUCCCCUCUUAGCUUAAGUACUGUAGGCGCUAUAUAUAUAUGAGAGCCUGGUGUUGUGUCAGAAACCAGUACAGUAUGAUUAGCUUUGGUGUUGCUAUGAUUUUUGUUUCAGUUUUUUUGCACUGUACCAAGAUGACCCCGAAUGUUGGUCUAUCUAUUUAUUUUGUUGCUAGAAAGAUUAUUUACAUUACGUUAUACUGUGUAUAUUUUUGUAUUAUUUGCAUUUAAAGGAAUAUUAUCCAUAUCUGCUCACGCUGGAGAGGAACAUCUUAUAUGUUGGUAAAUAUUACACCAAAGACAUGGUCAGCCAACCAUUUGGUCUCAUUUUCCUGUGAUCCGUUUAAUGUCAGAAGAAUCAACAGAAAGUAUUUAGGACUCUUUAUGCCACAGGCCAGACAACCUGUUGAGCAAGAGAACCUAAUACUUUAUAAAUCUGCUCAAAAUCUGACAAUGCAAAAGUUGUACAUCACAUUUCACUUUAUAUUGGUUGCUACUUGUUGUACUUCAUAUUCUUUCUUUGAGCUGAUUUCAGUGUGUUGGGUCACCUUGGUAUAAUCAACUCGUUUGCUAACAUGCUUACUAAUUUAUCAUGUAUGCUGUCUGCUGGAACAGAAGACAAAUGGAAAGUUUUAUUUAUAAAGUUUUAAAGGAUAGAAGAUGUUUUUAUGAUAUAUUGCACUUCAUGCACAAAGCAUCUUUAUUUAAUAUGAUUUCAUAUGAUGAUGUUUUAAGAAUGUAUAGAAAAAACUGGGUUUGGCUGAAAAAUAUUAUGGCCUGUAUUGAAAGGAGAAGAGUAGAUGAAACUGUAACGGUGCCAUUUUCGCCUCAACGGGUAAACAACCAACAACACUGCACCAAAUUGCAUUGAUUUUUUUUGUUGUUUACGACUGGCAGAUGAUGCAGUGGUUCCAGCACUUAAUAGUUUAAAGGUAUCAUGUUAAGGAAUAACACUUUAUAUGACAGUUUUAGUACACUGGCCAAUAAUUGUUCAAAGUUAAAUUAAUAGAUUAUUUCAUAUUUGGCUGCUUUUUGAGUAUCAUCUGGAUCGAAGCAUGCAGGUCCACUUAUCUCCUGCUGUACUCUGUCCCUCUCUCCUGCCUUACUGCUUGCUAAUGACAACAGCCCCCCCCCCCCUCCCUGAAGUGCUGCUUGUAAAGUAUUGUCAUUCAUGAUCCCUGUAAUGACUAACUGGAAACCUUCCUCUUGGCUCUGUCUUGUAUAUAAAUCGAGAAUUUCUGUGUUGGGUCUCAUCGCACAGAUGAUAUUAACUCUCUCUCUUCCUCUGUAUACCAUGAUGAAUAAGAAUAACUGGCCUGAUGCUUCGUCUUUGUCACCCUAGAGUAGAGUGCCGAUCAGGGAUCUGUUUUUUGCACAUGCAGCUUGGUGUGGAUGAGAUGGUCAUUGUGGAGCGGGUAGAUGAUCCCAGGUCUGCACUCUCUGUGCUCUGAGCUGAUUGACAGAAGCAAUAGCAGGUCCCAGCCUGUGAUGAAGUCUUAAUCUCAGUGCUCACGUUUAUCUUUUGAGUGUUCUAGAGUUUUUUCUCAUGUCUGUGGACACGUAACAAAAGUUGUGAAGAUUAAAAAAAAAGGUGAAAUAAAUAAAUGAGUGUUGAAACUUAU